GCCUUUGCAUGACUAAUGCAAAUUUGUUUCCCUAAUGUAAAGGACUUGGAGAAGGAUGUGGGGUUUGAGGUGGUGGGUGACGCCCCUGACAAAGCCCCAACCCCACCCAGCGCACAAGAGGACAAGAAUGUUGCCAACGGCAACAAAGACUCUGCAGAACCGUCCACCUCUUCCAAAGCCCCUGCUGAGCAGGAUGAUGUUCUGAUAGUUGAUUCAGACGAGGAGGAGCCGUCCUCCAGCACUAUGGAUGUCCGCAUGGAGUCAGGAGGCCACAAGAGGAAGCUCCAUGAUGCUGAGACAGGCGAGGCUUCAGCCAAGCGCCAACGCCUGGAUCAGCCUUCGGCGGCCGAUGAGGACGAUGAUGACAUCAUUGCACUAGACUAGUAUGUCUCUCCUGGCCCCUCCCCUCUUCAGAAGGAUGAAACUCUGUGUUUGUGUUUUCAUACGCUGUUCCUCUUACCAAACAUGUGUAAAUAUAAAUGUACAAAAACUG
Messenger RNA from Salmo salar (Atlantic salmon), 493 nucleotides. RefSeq names its product SUMO-activating enzyme subunit 2-like. The record is from RefSeq and is a predicted model, not a curated record. NCBI's taxonomy places the organism in Eukaryota, Metazoa, Chordata, Actinopteri, Salmoniformes, Salmonidae.